Rosa chinensis is the source of this 1272-nucleotide messenger RNA. Its product is annotated as outer envelope pore protein 37, chloroplastic. Lineage: Eukaryota; Viridiplantae; Streptophyta; Magnoliopsida; Rosales; Rosaceae. Gene Ontology annotation, molecular function: monoatomic ion channel activity. The transcript has 6 exons. The coding region runs from base 107 to 1114 and encodes 335 amino acids. The record is from RefSeq and is a predicted model, not a curated record. Gene Ontology annotation, biological process: monoatomic cation transport. Gene Ontology annotation, cellular component: chloroplast outer membrane.
GCAUAAGCAAGCAAGACAAACACAAAUCAGUCAUCACUCGAUGCCCAUCUACAUUUCCGCUUAAAAACCAAACCACACCACACCCAGCGAGAGCACGAGUCGCGAAAUGGCAGAGUCAGCACUCCCACCACCACCCCCACCCACCCUUCCAAACCCUAACUACCCGGCCGAUUCUCCACCACCACCGCCGCCGCCGCCAGCUCCGACUCCCAUACUGAGCUGCUUGUCCUCCAAAAUUAAAAGGCCUUCGGUUCGUGUGACUUCGGAGUUCGACAGCGACUCGUCGGUCUUCUUCCACAAGGUGUCUUGCAAGCUGUUGGAUAGCCUGGCCAAGCUGAAGGUGUCGUUCAACAACGACCACAAGGGCGAGGUGUCUCCGCCUCACGUGUCAUUUAUCUCUCAGUACCUCUCCAUUCACUACAACUUCGAAGAUCAGUCUACCCUCCUCAACAGCUCCCUCGAUGUUGGUCCCAGAUUGCAAUUCCGUGCUUCCCAUGAUCUCAAGGCACAACAAGGAGAGGCGACUAUGGUUGCCAAGCUUGCUGAACCUGGAUAUGCAGUUCAACUCUCUUCUCCGUUCCCUUCUGCUGGUUUGCCAAAAGCUACCCUUAAAUUCCCCCUUGGUGAAGUUACUUUGGAGGAAAAAGAAGAGGAGGAGACUAACAAAAUGUUGUCUAUUAAUGGCAUUGUUAAAGGCCAACUUUUGAACGGGCUCUGCACUGCUCAAUAUUUGGAUGAGGAGUUGAAGUUACGAUACUCAUUCAAGGAUGAGGAGUUGUCUUUUAUCCCAUCUAUUUCUCUGCCUUCAAAUGCAUUGUCAUUUGCUUUUAAGCGUCGCUUCGGUCCUUCAGACAAGUUGAGUUAUUGGUACAAUUUUGAUUCCAACUACUGGAGUACGGUUUACAAGCACACAUAUGGCAAGGACCUAAAACUGAAAGCUGGUUAUGAUUCAGAGGUGCGUCUCGGCUGGGCAUCUCUUUGGGUUGGGGAUGAAGGUGGCAAAGCAAAGACAGCUCCAUUGAAGAUGAAAGUUCAAUUCAUGCUCCAAGUACCGCAAGAUGACAUUAGAUCAUCAGCCUUGAUGUUCCGUGUUAAAAAGAGAUGGGACAUAUAGUCUCGUUGUUGUAAAAUUGAUGUUGGUGUUCCAUUUUUCUCUUUAAUAUAUGACACAGUAUAGAUGUGAUACAACAUCUGUUAUUCUAACUAUGCGAUUGCUGUAUAACGGGAUCAAUUGUUUUAUAUUUAUCAGUUAAAUUGAUAUUUUGAUAGUCA